Molecule: messenger RNA, 1625 nt
Organism: Egretta garzetta (little egret)
Lineage: Eukaryota; Metazoa; Chordata; Aves; Pelecaniformes; Ardeidae
Gene: LRR1
Product: leucine rich repeat protein 1
Exons: 2
Coding region: 168-1016 (282 amino acids)
Molecular function (GO): protein binding
Source: RefSeq, a predicted model, not a curated record
UGAACUUUUAAUUCCACGUUUGUGUUUUCCUGUAGGCAAAUGCCAGCAAUUUAAAGAAUUUCCUUUCAGCUGUGAGACUGGCUCACCACGGGACCGACAUAGGAGCUCUCCCGCUCUCAGCUUUGGUACCUGCAAAGACCUCAGAAGUUGAAAAACCGAAGACAAAAAUGAUCAUAACUUCAAGAAGGGACUAUCCUCUCACCAAAAACUUUCCUUACUCCCUCGAACAUCUCCAAGCCUCCUACUGCAAACUUGCUCGGAUCGACACGCGUGUGCUUUGCUUGAAGAAACUCCGAAAACUAGACCUAAGCCAUAACCAUAUUAAGCAGCUGCCAGCUACUAUUGGUGACCUGAUCUGUCUUCAGGAGCUUAAUUUGCACGACAAUCACCUGGAGUCGUUCAGUGGGGCUCUGUGCAGCUCCACCCUUCAGAAAUCUCUGCAGUUCUUGGACCUCAGCCAAAACAAAAUUAAAGCACUUCCAAUUCAGUUUUGCCAGCUGCGAGAACUCGUUAAUUUAAAGCUCGAUGACAAUGAGUUGAUUAGGUUGCCAUUCAAGAUUGGCCAGUUAGAUCACCUACGCUUUCUGUCAGCAGCACGAAACAAACUUCCGUUCCUGCCCAGUGAUUUUAGGAAACUCUGUCUUGAGAACUUGGAUCUCUUUGGAAAUCCUUUUGAACAGCCUAAUCCGCUUGUUCCCAACAUACAACUGAAAAUACCAUUGACUUUAUUAGAGUGUGCUGCAAGAGCAACUGUAAAUUACAGAAUCCCUUAUGGUUGUCAUCUCCUUCCUUCUCACCUUUGUGAAGAUCUGGAAGUGGCUAAAACAUGCCAGUGCGGAAGUGCCUGUCUGAGCAGCUUCAUUCAGAUCACGGUGACCAUGAAUCUCCAUCACGUAGCUCACACCGUGGUCCUCGUGGAUAACAUGGGAGGUACGGAGGCACCCAUCAUCUGCUACUUCUGUUCUCUAGACUGCUAUUCCCAGUUCCUGGAUAGGUACCUGCAGAGUAACGGGUGACGGUUACCGGGUGCAAAAGCUCUGCCUGAAGUUUUGUCCAGUGGCGGAAGAGCCUGAAAUUGUUUUCUGCUUGUUACCCACAGCGUGCUGGCAUAGGGCCUUUGCUGCCGGCAGCAAACGUCAGUCUUGCAGUGAGGGGGCACUGCCGGCCUUAUCCCGUGGGCCUGGCUCUGUUCCUCCACCACUAGAAUCUCUCUUUGGUUGGAAUAAAAAGCGAUGUUUAGCUUGAAUGAAUCUUCCUUAGAAUGUAUUUUGCUUUCUUCUUCCUGUUACUAUGACUUUGUUGGGAGUAUUGUGACAGUUUUCUUUGUUUCGUGGCGUAAGUGGUCUCUUCUUGCUAGGAGAAGGAAGGUGAGCGUGUAUCAAAUUGCUUUGCUGACACUUGAGGCUCUGAACUCUGCCUACAGAAGACAACUGCGUUGACUUUUAUCACUGGACUGGACUCUUCCUGGUUUGUUUACUGUAGAGCAACUUGGUAGGCUGCUAUGAGAAGAAAUUACAGUGUGAGCAGUUCAAAACUGGUCAUGUAACUCCAGGUGCUUCUUUUUAAAAAGUUCUGUUACAGCAUUCUCACAUCAAGCAGGGACCAGCAUUGCUGGUUUGGUUUUU